GUUUGAAUUGAAUUGGAACCCAAAAAACACAAACAAAAACCCACAAAAAAUCUUUGUAAACCCACCAAAAAAAAGACUUGGCUGAGUUCAAGAAUCAAAAGGGAUUACAAAAAUCCAAUUUAAUUCACAUAUGGCAACGGCAACAGCCACUUCUAUGGCGGCCACCGCCGUCUUCAUGCCCUGUCGGUUACCCACCACCGCCGCCAAGACACCGUGCUGCUCCGCUCUACCCUCCCUUCCACCGCCUCGCUUGUCCAUCCCAGCUUUUUCCACUUCCUUGAAACACCUCUCAGAAUCCCGGAGGUUUUCUUUGCUCCAAGUCAAAGCCUCUUCCUCAGAAGAGUCAUCCCCUGCCGAUGCUGGAGAGUUAUUCAAUGAUCUAAAGGAAAAGUGGGAUGCAGUAGAAAACAAAUCCACAGUCAUUCUCUAUGGAGGUGGGGCUAUUGUUGCAGUUUGGCUAUCUUCAAUUGUCGUCGGGGCCAUCAACUCCGUCCCUCUGCUUCCAAAGAUCAUGGAGUUGGUAGGGCUUGGAUACACUGGAUGGUUUGUCUACCGAUAUCUUCUGUUCAAGGAAAGUAGAAAAGAAUUGGCAACAGACAUUGAAGUGUUGAAGAAGAAGAUUUCUGGAACGGAAUAGAUGCAUGCGAUUGGCUAGCAGAGUCUGUCUUUCGUGCACUCCCAUCAUUGGUUUCAAAUGAUUUUUAGAUCUCCUUUGUGAGACGCUUAUGGUUCUGUAAUGUAGAAGAGGUCUUUUUAUGUAAUCUACUCUUGUAUUAUUGUUCAUCUUUGAAAUAAGAUUUGGCAAUUCUAUUUUCAGAUGACUUAUGUAGCAUUAUUUUUAGAUGGACAAAUGUAUCAUAAAAUUGCUUUGAUGAUAAGCCACUUUCGAUUUAUGUUGUUGGUAUAAAAGCUCAUUGACAAGCUUCAUAUAUAUAAGCCCUACAAAACCAAUGUUGGAUUUUGAUGGCAACUUUCUUA
Camellia sinensis is the source of this 978-nucleotide messenger RNA. Its product is annotated as protein CURVATURE THYLAKOID 1A, chloroplastic. NCBI's taxonomy places the organism in Eukaryota, Viridiplantae, Streptophyta, Magnoliopsida, Ericales, Theaceae. The record is from RefSeq and is a predicted model, not a curated record. Gene Ontology annotation, cellular component: chloroplast thylakoid membrane; thylakoid.